AUGGUUCGCAUCAUCUCUGUCUUCGCUGGGCUGUCGCUCGUAGCUGGUUCUAUCGCCGCUCCCUCUCCUGAAGGCAUGUUCUCCAAGCUUGCCAAGCGAGGUGGUACCCCCAACAGCUCGGGCAUGAACAAUGGCUUCUUCUACUCUUGGUGGUCUGAUGGUGGUGCCGAGGCCACUUAUGAGAACGGCGCUGGCGGCUCUUACAGCAUGUCUUGGCAGACUGGUGGUAAUGUUGUCGGUGGAAAGGGUUGGAGCCCUGGAAAGGCUCGAACCAUCUCUUACGAGGGAGAGUACAAGCCCAACGGCAACAGCUACCUCUCCGUCUACGGAUGGACCCGAAACCCCUUGAUCGAGUACUACAUCGUCGAGCAGUUCGGCGACUACGAUCCCUCCAGCGGAGCUCAGAGCAAGGGAACUGUCGAGGCUGAUGGCAGCACCUACGAAAUCUUCACCCGAACCCGCACCAACGCUCCCUCUAUUGACGGCACCCAAACCUUUGAGCAGUACUGGUCCGUUCGCAAGGACCACCGAUCCACUGGCAGCAUCGAUGUUGGUGCUCACUUCAAGGCUUGGGAGCAGCACGGCAUGAAGCUGGGUACCCAUGACUACCAGAUCCUCGCCACUGAGGGCUACUUCAGCAGCGGAUCUUCCCACAUGACCGUCUCCGAGGGUGCUUCUUCCGGUGGUGGUGCCGCCACUGAUGGCGACAGCGCUGCCAAGCCUGAUGCUGGUAACGGUAAUGCUACUCAGCCUGAUGCUGGCAACGGUGCUGGUGCUGGUAACGGUCAGGGUGAUGCCGGCAACGGUCAGCAGCAGCCCGGUGCCGGUGCCGGUCAGGGCCAGAACCAGGGUAAUGGUCAGCAGCAGCCUGGCUUUGGAAACGACGGCCAGCAGCAGGGUGGCUCCCAGCCCCAGCCCCAGCAGCAGGCUGCUGAUGAGUCUUGCAAGAGCAACUAA
Molecule: messenger RNA, 957 nt
Organism: Fusarium pseudograminearum CS3096
Lineage: Eukaryota; Fungi; Ascomycota; Sordariomycetes; Hypocreales; Nectriaceae
Exons: 2
Coding region: 1-957 (318 amino acids)
Biological process (GO): xylan catabolic process
Molecular function (GO): hydrolase activity, hydrolyzing O-glycosyl compounds
Source: RefSeq, a predicted model, not a curated record